AUACGCAGCAUUUGAGCGCAUUCGUCGCCAUACUGUGUCGGGGAAGGUUCAAGUCUUGUCUUUCUGUAGAAUCUUUGCAUUUAAAUUAAACUUUUGGCAAUUUUCGAUCGCAGAGUCCACGUGAUCAGCAUGGAGUCGAGUGAAGUUGCUAAAGAGGAAGUUGUCCAGGAAGUUGUCCAGGAAGUUGUCCAGGAGACGGGCGACCUUAACGGCGCCAAGGCGGGCGCAGACACCGACCGCGACGCAGGAGAGUCCUCCGGAGUGGUGGUCCAGCCACAAGAAGAGACAAAAAAACUUCGAAAGCGCAAAAUGAAACUUCUGAAGCCAACUGAAGGGAUUGCAAAAAAACAAAAGAAGAAAGUUUCAAUUCAAAAUUUAGAUAGCGCUAACCUCGCUGAAGAAUCAAAAGUCGAGCCGGUGUCAGCGGUGUCAGUGGAGCCGGUGUCAGCGGUGUCAGUGGAGCCGGUGUCAGCGGUGUCAGUGGAGCCGGAGGCUCCCGCCCAAGAGGAGGAGCCGGUAGCUGAAAAGAAUGAACCAUCUGGUUCUACGUCUUCACAAUCUGUGGAGACCACGUAUUCUAUUUUGGACGAGGUAUCAUCAGUCCAGACUGAGGAUGACUCUAUCGAGGAGUAUGAAGUCAACUCUGAUUGGAAUUGUGAUGAUGAUAACGGUGACUUGUGGGAACAGAAUCAAUGGCAAUUCGACCAAUUUUUCUCUGAUCGGAAAUUCUCUGAUUAUUCAUUCACACAUAAGAAACUACAAGAAGAGGUCGCUACAGAAGAGUUUCGUGUUGAUGCGGAGGAAGAAAUAGUCGAUACAGAGGAUGUAGGUGUUGGUACAGAAGAUAAUGAGGUCAGUAUGGAGGAUGCAGCUGUCGGUACAGAAGAAGAGGUGAUCGCUACCAGGGACGUGGGUGUUGGCCCGGAAUCAGAUGAGCCUAUUCGCAUUCCGAGAAGGUAUACGAUCACUACACAAACUAUGAAGCUGCUGUUGAGAGAAAUGGAUCCCAUAACUGAGAACUAUACAGCGGAAAGGGUGCGCGUCGAGCAAGAGCUAAAGGAUAGCAUGUCACAACCCAUUGUUUUCGAAUGCGAAAAGGCACAAGAACUGGAGAAACUAAAGAAGAAAGAUAUUGCUCAACGUCACGAAGAGGUAGCGCUGACGCUUCAAAAGCGUUUCAGUAUCUUUUUAUCUGCUCUAGAAGCCGCCGAUGGAACUGUCUCCGGAGAAAUCUAAAAGAGUCAGUCAUAAUGCAUUCCACUAUUUCAUAAUUACACAGUGUGUCUAGUUAGCAUGUAGUUUAAGAUUUGUUAUAAAUUUAGUACAUGUGUAACUUACUUACCAUGUCUGCGAAAAGAAAA
Messenger RNA from Bombyx mori (domestic silkworm), 1361 nucleotides. RefSeq lists its product as uncharacterized. NCBI's taxonomy places the organism in Eukaryota, Metazoa, Arthropoda, Insecta, Lepidoptera, Bombycidae. The transcript is spliced from 6 exons. The record is from RefSeq and is a predicted model, not a curated record. Bases 130 to 1236 code for a protein of 368 amino acids.